Messenger RNA from Planococcus citri (citrus mealybug), 1743 nucleotides. Its product is annotated as Kruppel-like factor 1. NCBI's taxonomy places the organism in Eukaryota, Metazoa, Arthropoda, Insecta, Hemiptera, Pseudococcidae. Bases 324 to 1427 code for a protein of 367 amino acids. The record is from RefSeq and is a predicted model, not a curated record. The transcript has 2 exons. Gene Ontology annotation, biological process: regulation of transcription by RNA polymerase II. Gene Ontology annotation, molecular function: RNA polymerase II cis-regulatory region sequence-specific DNA binding; DNA-binding transcription factor activity, RNA polymerase II-specific.
AUCACACGAAUGAGAGUACAUUGGUUACCGUCUAUGAAAGCGUAAAAUCUGUUAUUUCCUUUCUGAUAAUAAAUUAACGGAAAAGUUUAUGAAGCGAGAUGCUUUUGGCUGAUUGGUGCCUUCUGCCUAGUGUCACAUUUAUGACCGCCCUUUGGACAGCCUCGUUUUUUAAACAUCAACUUAUCUGUUGAAAAUUUUCAAUGCUCAUAACCUUAUCAGUGCAAUAAUGGUAAUUUUAGUGCGGUAAUAUACAUAAUUUUUCUACUUAAAUGUAAUUGAAAUUUUGAUUUAUUUAUCUAUCGCGAUUCCAAAAUAAUGAAUUCAUGGUUCGAGUGACAAAUAUGUCAGAUUUUCAAGAAGUUUGGCAAGACAUUGAGACGAUGAUAUUGGAAAAUGGAACAAAUAACAAUCUCAUAUUCGCCUGUCGCGAUAAAUGCGAUGAAACGAAUAACGCUUUUGAUUCAUCGACUACUUCCAAUAAACCAGAAACCUAUUGCUGGAGUAAUAGCAGUACCAAUAAAAGCGCAGAUUUAUCGCAAACUUCUACCGCAUCAGACCACAAUAACAUAUUUGUCGAUAGUUUUUCAUAUAACAGCGUCUACAUGUACAGUAAAAAUGACCAAUACGGAAUGAUAAAUGCCAGCUGUACCACUCGUCAUCACGCAGCUACGGUUGGCGAUUUUAAAAAAGAUCCAGAAACCACUUCUCAGCAGUAUUUUCCAGCUGUAGUUUCGGUGAAAUCUGCAGAAAACGACGAUUCUACCUGUAAUCAAAACACUACAAACGAAAUAUUCAACCAGCAGAUUCUCAGCACUUACGAUUACAACGAUAAACGAGAAAAUCAAAAUGUUUUCAAUAGCGGUGAUACGAGUAAAUGCAAGCCAUUUGGUUAUCAAUAUCAGCCUAUAAAUUAUUGCGGAUAUGUCGAAGAAACCAAGCCAGAUUUGAGUUUUGAACCUUGUUGGCGUCGUCAUCAUUUGAACAAUACAUCUUCUUCCUCAUCUGCAUCGCCAUUUUAUCCGUCCAUAUCCAAGUAUCCUAGAAUUCCUAAUAAUCAUACCACCGCUGCAAACGGAUUAAUACAAAAUUAUAGCUCGAAUUACUUGAAACCAAAUUUACCAGCUAAGACUCGCAGACCUAACUGGGAAAGAAGAAAGGUCAUCGUGCAUACCUGUUCUCAUAUCGGUUGCGGAAAAACGUACACGAAAUCUUCGCAUUUGAAAGCUCAUCUCAGAACACACACUGGAGAAAAACCGUUCCAGUGUGGGUGGAAAGGUUGCGGAUGGAAAUUCGCCAGAUCAGACGAACUUACCAGGCAUUAUCGUAAACAUACAGGUGAUCGACCGUUCAGGUGCAGGUUUUGCGAACGAUCGUUUUCUCGUUCCGAUCAUUUAUCUUUGCACAUGAAACGGCAUAUGAAUACGUAAGUUGUUCGCCAAGGAUGUAUAGUAUACAUGUCCUACCUAUAUAAUGUGAUUUGAAGUGAAAAUAUUUGUGUAGUUUAUAACUAUAGGUGUGUUGUUGUAUAAAAUGUAAUUUAUGUAAGUUUGCAAAAAUCGAGUCAAUUUUUAUCAUUUUUGUUUUUGUUGAAUCAGGUUGAUUGGUGUAGCCUACCUGUACGGAUGCUGCACUAAUCGUUUGGUAAAAGAAUUGCACGAGGCGAGGGUGAUGCUUAUCUUACAAAUUAAAGAGAAAAAAAGACUAAAAAUGAUACGAGUUUUCCUCACCUACGGUGGGCUUAUG